UGUCUAAUAUCUGAUCUACAGGGAGACGCUGUGAGAUGGGGCCCGGACGGACUGUUGCAUUUUGUGGGAAGGAUGAAUGCUGGCCAGAUCAAGAUCCGCGGACAGCGACUGGAACUCUCGGAGAUUGAGGCAGCCAUUCACCGAACGGGCUUGGCUAACGAUGCUGCCGUCGUCCAUCUCAAAUCACACAAAGGCAAGGACGAUCUGCUCAUUGCGUACGCUGUCGCUGCUGCGCCGACUUCGGCUUCGCAAUCUCAUGCUCUCUCACUCCGGCUACUCGAAUCGCUGCGCAAGACUCUUCCAUCGUAUAUGAUCCCUCAUCUCGUGCGCUGGAUCCCGACUCUUCCCCUGACGCCUAACGGCAAGGUCGAUCGCCCCCAGCUCCGAGCCCGUGCCGCCGCCGCCGCCGAUAGCGUGCUGACUGAUGACGCGGAAGAAGGUGAAUCGGGCGAGCCCGAGGAUGAGGUUGAGGCGCGCCUCUGUAGGAUCAUGGAGGUUCUUCUCGGGCGCAUACCGAUCCGUCGGUCUUCGAACUUCUUCGACGCAGGCGGCCAUUCGCUCCUUGCCUCCCGUUUGGUAUUCCGGAUACAAGAGGCUUUCGACAUCCCAUUCGCUCUAAUGGACGUCUUCCACACCCCCGUGGUCAAGGCAAUGGCGAACAAGAUCAGGGAAGCGAUCGCUGCCAAGCCAAUCGAACAACCAUCGACUGCUGCCGCAUCCGAGAAGUUCCACGUACCGCAGGUGCUCGUAUUUUCCGAAGAGCCUCGCAAGCCGUUCCUAUUCUGUGUUCCCAUGGCCACAGGUCUCGGUCACAUGUUCAGCGCGCUAUCUCGCUCCACCGACCUCUUCAACGUCGUCGCCCUCAACGACCCUGGGUAUGUCGAACUCGACGAUUUCCCCAAAGACCAAGUGUCGACAGAUCACGCCAGCACCCUGCGCGAUCCAGCCAUGCACACCGUCGAGAAUCAGGCCAAGUACUACUAUGCGCGGAUCGUUGAGGAGCUGGGCCGCGUGGGCAGCACCAAACCCUGCAGCGCGCCGUUCAACAUUUUGGGCUACUCCUACGGCGGGCACGUCGCGGUCGAGGUGGCGUGCCUCGCGCAGCGUGAUGGCUGGGCCGUCAAUCUCUUCGUGCUUGACUCGUCGGUGCAUCCCGUGAAUGACGGGGCGCUGACGCGGGCGAAGAUCGAUGAUAUCGCGCUUACGAUCAUUCCGAUGGCGAUGGGUGUGGUUGGGCUGCAACUGGAAGACAUGGGCGAGCAGGGCGUGCUCCUGAAGCGCGACAUCGAGGACCGCACCCUCACCAACAUCCAUGCGCUGUACGCGCAUGCGAUGCCGCGGUACGAGGGGCACGUCACACUGUUCCACACGGAGUCGAACGUAGACCACGGCUUCGUUCCGCUCGUUAACUCGGUGGAUGCGAUCCUCCUGCACGGCAACCACUUCCGUCUGCUCGAAGGGUCUGAGUCUGUAUCUGUGAUCAGUGCCAAGGUUUCCGCAGUCCUUAACGCUUAGGUCUCGUCGUCUCUGCUCAGUUAUAUCUUUUGUACAUCUGGCUGUAUUACAGCUUUCGCUGUAUAAUUCAACAUCGAGUCUAUCUUCAUCGAGAUGCGGAUAGUUCAUCUACCCGU
Molecule: messenger RNA, 1631 nt
Organism: Phanerochaete carnosa HHB-10118-sp
Lineage: Eukaryota; Fungi; Basidiomycota; Agaricomycetes; Polyporales; Phanerochaetaceae
Exons: 1
Coding region: 73-1515 (480 amino acids)
Biological process (GO): secondary metabolite biosynthetic process; amino acid activation for nonribosomal peptide biosynthetic process
Cellular component (GO): cytoplasm
Molecular function (GO): phosphopantetheine binding
Source: RefSeq, a predicted model, not a curated record